Molecule: messenger RNA, 2283 nt
Organism: Aaosphaeria arxii CBS 175.79
Lineage: Eukaryota; Fungi; Ascomycota; Dothideomycetes; Pleosporales
Product: eukaryotic type KH-domain (KH-domain type I)
Exons: 3
Coding region: 447-1925 (492 amino acids)
Biological process (GO): regulation of gene expression; regulation of RNA metabolic process
Cellular component (GO): nucleus; cytoplasm
Molecular function (GO): mRNA binding
Source: RefSeq, a predicted model, not a curated record
CCUGCCCUGCCACUUUGGGACAGCGACCUCACCUCAAAAGGUUUGACGAGCGGUCUCUCUACAUAUCUCCCUCUACUCGACCUCCAAUCCUCAACUGCCCAUACUCUCCUUUCGGCAUCCUCGUCCCUCUUUCACAAUCACCAGCAACUCUUCGCUCUCUUGAAAGUUGCUUGCCUCGAACCUCCUAUCACCACACACACCUACACGCUCUCCAAGCCCUCAACUCCCAGCUUUUCGACGACACUUCCUCGCUCCUCCCAGCCCAGCCCGUCGCCCAACCCCAUUCCAAUCGCCAGCACCAGCACGUUUUCUUUCGCAGCCCCCGCUGUAUAUAACGUGGAAAAGAAUCGAAGAUUAUUCAAUCUGCAAAUUAGCAGCAGUUCACUUGCGCCUCGGAACGUGACGAGCUUCUGUGCCUUUUUGAACAGCUCAUAAAGUUAGGAGAUAUGUCUGCCUCACCUACUAUUGCCGCGUCCUCGACAAAGCGGCCCUUGGAGGAGCCCUCCUCCCCUGCCGGACCCAACGAUCAGCCUGAUGCCAAGCGCCCUGCCCUUGAUAAGGCAGUCAAAGACGACUCUUUGACAGCUGAAGAUAUUAACAUUGCCGAGCCAGUCAAAGGCGAUGGUAUUGCUGCCGAAGAUAUCAAGUCUGAGGACACCAUUGCUGAGGCAGAUGCGGAGGUUGACAGUGCUGCACAGAAUGGUACCGAGGCCACACAGCACUCUGAUACAGUUGUCCCUGAUGCUCCAGCUGCCAUUGCCAUUCUAGACACACAGCCUAUCCAGUCCACCUCUAGCGCCAAUGGUCGCCCCGGAUCGAACAGCACCCAUGAAAAUGAGACCAACUGGCUUCACCUGAGGGCUUGUAUCAGCACCCAAGAGGCAGCCACGAUCAUCGGAAAGGGCGGCGAGAACGUAACCCAGAUUCGCCGCCUUUCUGGAGCUAAAUGCACCGUUAGUGACUACUCUCGCGGUGCUGUCGAGCGCAUUCUGACUGUGAGCGGUCCGGUCGAUGCGGUCUCAAAGGCAUUUGGUCUCAUUGUCCGCACCUUGAACCAGGAAGAUCUCGAGUCACCUUCUACUUCUGCGUCCAAAGCCUACCCAAUGCGCCUUCUCAUCCCACACAUUCUCAUCGGCUCUAUCAUUGGCAAGGGUGGUGUUCGCAUCCGCGAGAUCCAAGAAGCCUCAAACGCUAAGCUCAAUGCGUCGGACACGAUGUUGCCCAAUUCGGGCGAACGCUCACUUGUCGUUCUGGGUGUCGCCGAUGCAAUCCACAUUGCUGUUUAUUAUGUUGCUCAGACAUUGGUGGAGCAGUUGAGUGAGCGCUUUGGCGGUCCUGCUGCUUCGCAGUAUGCGACACGUACUGGUGGUGCUGCGAACGUUGUCCCAGGUGGAAUGUCGGUCCAGCCUUACGUCCCCCAACCUGCUGGUGGACAAUACCAGCAGCCUGCCAACUUCCGCCGCCACGAGCAGCAUGCUCAGCGUACUCCGUCAAACUCUGGGUAUGGCAUGCCAUAUGGGCAGCAUCCUCACCAACAGCCUGCCCAGCCUGCAAUGCCUUAUGGAGCUGGCUCACCAAGUCGCGGACCAUAUGGCGCUGCCAUGCCACAACAGGCCGGUCCCUAUGGUGGUCACCAUGCCGGUGCGCCAGUUGCUCAUGCAGCUCCUAAUCAGCCUGUGCAGAUGCCCGGCCAGCCUCUAACCCAGCAGAUCUACAUUCCCAAUGACAUGGUCGGCGCCAUCAUUGGCAAAGGUGGUGCUAAGAUCAAUGAGAUUCGUCAACUUAGUGGCAGUGUCAUCAAGAUCAAUGAGCCCACUGACAACAGCAACGAGCGUCUUGUCACCAUUACAGGCACACAAGAGUGCAACCAGAUGGCAUUGUACAUGCUGUAUUCUCGACUCGAGUCGGAGAAGCAUCGAAUUUAGAUGGACACCAUCGGUACCCAUCGGCACAGAUGAAUAGUGCCUCAUCGCUCUCUUGAAGAGAUACGGCAGCAAUAGCAUUUUGAGCACGGCGUACACGGUAUGGUUUAUAUCACUCAAGGUCUGUAUUUUAUAUUGUCUACUUAAUUCUGCCUCCUGGUUCUAUGAGGACAUGCAAAGGGCAAUGGUUUGAGUUGGCUAAGGGUUCGGGAUCUUUUCACGACUGGCAUGAUGCUCCUCGCUCGGAUUUUCUUACACGUCCACUGACGAUGGAGGAUCACAAGGAAUGGAUAGCACCUAGUUUCUACCUCGGUAAACUCUGUCUAAAGGGUUGUUAACAAGAUCUCAUUAAGCUUACCUU